AUGACAGCGGUAACGCCAAGUAAUCGAACAAAAUGUUUUGUAUGUGAAGCAGAAAAAAUCGUAUAUCAAUGUGAAGGAUGCUUAACAAAAUUUUGUUAUAAGGAUUUAACAGAACAUCGUCAAAGCCUUAGAGAACAACUAGUGCAGAUUGACAAUGAUUGUGAUCGUUUUCACCAAACAUUUACUGCAAAAAAAGAAGAUCCUACAAAUCUUUCAUCAAUGCAGCAAAUUGAUGAAUGGGAAGAAGAUUCAAUUAAGAAAAUUAAACAAACCGCAGAACAAUGUAGACAAAUAUUAAUUCAACAUAAAGAUAAGUAUUUUGUUGAAAUAGAAAAAAAAUUAUUUCAAUUAACUGAACAAUUAAAACAAGCUCGCCAAGAAGAUGAAUUUAAUGAAAAAAACUUAGACCGAUUCAAAACAGAAUUAACAGAACUACUAGAAGAAUUUGGUCAGCCACCAAAUAUUAGGAUUCAACAAGAUUCUAAAUCAUUCAUAAACGAAAUUUCAGUUGUCAUGCCAUGUGGAAUUCUUGAAGAAAAUAUAUUCAAUGGCAUUGAUCCAAGCCAAGUUGGACGAAAACAAACAGAAAGACUAAAUCAACUUCUAAAUAUUUCCAAUUCAAAAGAUUCUAAAACUAUUAUGAAUCUAGGUUCAAUGAUUAUAUCAUCUGGUAGGUAUAAUAAUAACAUGGAGUUUUUACAGAGUAAUAUUCAAUUAUUGAUUAGUUAG
Messenger RNA from Rotaria sp. Silwood2, 729 nucleotides. Lineage: Eukaryota; Metazoa; Rotifera; Eurotatoria; Philodinida; Philodinidae. The record is from the annotation of a GenBank genome assembly.